Molecule: messenger RNA, 2494 nt
Organism: Aspergillus pseudonomiae
Lineage: Eukaryota; Fungi; Ascomycota; Eurotiomycetes; Eurotiales; Aspergillaceae
Product: putative choline transport protein Ctr
Exons: 3
Coding region: 200-1768 (522 amino acids)
Biological process (GO): transmembrane transport
Cellular component (GO): membrane
Molecular function (GO): transmembrane transporter activity
Source: RefSeq, a predicted model, not a curated record
CGUUCGAACCAGACCCGGAACGAACCCAUAAGCCCUUAUGCAACCGUGGUUAUAAUUGAUUCAAUUAGACCAUCCGAUCUAGGUACUCCCACGCAGUAACAUUGCAACACGGCAGCUGGCUCUGUAUCCCUCGUUCGAACACUGUGUUGCCCUUUGCACCAUUCCCGUAUACUGACACCCAUUGCAAUCAACCGCAACAAUGGCCGACUUUGACAUAGAAAAGAAGCCGAAUGUGAAUCCGGCAUGCAAGAGUGAGAAUGCGUUAGGAGCUGAUGAUUCUGACGCACUCAGAUUAGCCGAGAUGGGAUACACACAGGAUUUGCAGCGCAAUUUCUCAAUACUCUCACUUGUUGGUAUUGCGUUUUGUAUGUCCAAUUCCUGGUUUGGUAUCUCUGCAUCCUUGAUCACUGGUAUCAGUUCUGGAGGCACGGUCCUUAUCGUUUACGGAUUGAUUUGGAUCGGUUUCAUUUCAACAUGUGUGGGUGCCUCGCUUUCCGAACUGGCCAGCUCCAUGCCCAAUGCCGGUGGUCAAUAUUUCUGGGCCAAUGAACUUGCGCCUAAGAAAUAUUCACGAUUUGCAUCCUAUUUCACCGGCUGGUUUGGAUAUGCUGGUGCCAUUUUCGCCUGUGCCAGUGUAGCUCUCAGUCUUGGGUCCGCUGGGGUAGGAAUGUGGCAACUUGGCCAUCCCGAAUUUGUUCCGCAGCCAUGGCAUACUGUGGUAGCCUAUCAGCUCAUCAACUUCUUUUGUUACCUCUUCAACUGCUGGGGUAAAACGUUGCCUGCAGUUGCAAAGGUCACCCUUUACAUCUCGCUACUCUCUUUCUUCGUGAUCCUGGUCACAGUGCCCGCUUGUGCUAAGACUCAUGCCAGCGCAGCAUAUGUGUUUGGUCAUUUCGUCAAUUCCACUGGAUGGGAGUCGGACGGUAUGGCUUUCAUUGUUGGGCUGAUCAAUCCAAACUGGAUCUUUGCCUGUUUGGACUCUGCGACCCACCUUGCGGAGGAGGUACCACAGCCUGAGAAGAACAUCCCCAUCGCUAUUAUGGCCACCGUUGGCAUUGGCUUCGUCACGUCUUGGUUCUACUGUAUCUCCAUGUUCUUCAGUCUGAAUGACCUGAACAAGCUUCUGAACACAGCUACUGGGGUUCCCAUCUUGGAACUUUACUACCAAGCGCUUGACAAUGUGCCCGGCGCCAUUGUGUUGGAGACAUUGUUGCUCGUCACCGGAAUGGGAUGUCUGAUUGCGUGCCACACUUGGCAGUCACGCCUCUGCUGGGCUUUUGCUCGUGACCGUGGUAUCCCUGGACACAAGUGGCUCGCUCAGGUCAACCACACUCUCGAUGUGCCUCUGAACGCGCACAACGCCAGCAGCUUCAUCGUUGCUGUUCUCGGACUGCUCUAUCUCGGCUCCUCUACCGCUUUCAACAGCAUGGUGACCGCCUGUAUCACCCUGCUAUACAUCUCGUACUCCUGUCCCAUCGUAUGCCUCUGGUACCGCGGUCGUGACAACAUCAACCAUGGACCCUUCUGGCUUGGAAAAUGGGGCGCCUUCGCCAAUAUUGUCACCGUCCUAUGGACCAUCUUCUGUCUUGUCAUGUACUCCUUCCCAUCAACCAUGCCAGUGAACACAGGCAACAUGAACUAUGUCUCGGCUGUAUAUGGUGUUGUGAUUUUCAUUGUUCUUUGCGAUUGGUUCGCUCGCGGUAGACGCGUAUAUAAAGGGAGUGUUAGCGCUCUCGAGGGCCAUGGCGCGUCCGAGGACUCGGAGUAAAGAUGGAUAUUGAUUAUCCCACACUUCGCUUCUUUCACUCCUCCAUUCUGCACGUAUAUAUUAUUUUUGUGAUUUGCAAGCGUUUUCAUGAUUUGUCCACGGCGAAGUGAGGGCGUUUUGACAAUGCCAACGAGAGGAUCGUUGAUCGAGAACCCAGAGAAAUUCUAUGUGGAGUCGGGAGUUGUACAUCAGACGACGAUACCCUGAAGACAUAGGAGCUGAUGACCUUUACAAACAAAAAAAUUCAAAAAAGUUCAAUAACCAUUUUGUUUGAGUUGUAAUCCGAGACUUGACAUUUUGUAAAGGAAGAUGAAGUUCAUAGAUUGAAGCAAGUGAACGCAGGUGAGAUCUGACUGCCAUGUGACUGUUGGCUAUGCCGCAUCUGGCCGAGUGAGUUUGUAUCCGUUGGAUCCAUGGAAGGCCUGAGAAUUGUUGCUUUUUAUGUUGUAUGCAAUUUGUUCAAUAACAUCACGGGUAAGUCAUACAAUCGGGAUGGAUGGAAUUACUACAGAGUAUACUCAAGCACAUUGACCAUGGCAGCUAAUUGCAUGAUAUCAAUGUGACAUUUUCCAUGUUUUGUACCUGAUACCGGUAUAACAGACUAUAUUAAUGCAGUGGUGUCUUUUGCUGAUGCAAAAUGCACAAAGAGCGCCAUAUGUGGGCAAUAUUCGGUAGUUCUAUUAAUACCAAUAACUUGUGUCAAUGGCUACCUGGAUCCAGGCUUUC